UACUCAUUGACAAAAAAAUUUUUUCCAGGCUCUAUUUUUUUAAAUAAUUACUAUUAAAUUUGGAAUUAAUAAUGAAAAUUAUUCCGCUGAUCUGUGUGUGAAAUUUAUUUUUUAUUUUGUUUGUAUUGUUUGAUUUUAUUAAUAAUAAUGAUAAACAAUAAUAUUACCCGAAAAUCUAGUAACGUUUGAUUAAUUACACAAAUAUUGAAACAACCAAGUGGUCUAAUAAUGCCGCCGCUAACUAAUAAUAAACCACGAUGAGCAUCUAUGAGCUCAAUGACAAGCUGUCAGUCCUUUGUUGAUGGAUCAGUAGCGGCAUAAUGGUGACAAGAAUGGGAGCGAGACGUACAGGAUUCAGCGUGUUGUCCGGGAGCGGCUCGAGCUUGAACAGUCGGUCGAGCUCCGGAGUCCUGAAAGACCGGGCUAACAUGUCUUUCAUGCUGGUGGUGAUGUUCUUCGCAGUGUUUGGGAUAAUAGUGCUGACGGAGAUAUUUCUAAUUGACGAAAAGCGGGGAAAUAGCAGAACAGGGGCGUUUGGAGGUCAUAGGAGCGGUCAUCGAAUGGGUUCGGCCCUCGACCGACCUGAUUACGAGGAAGUAGUCGCUGAUGACUACGCAACAUUGAAGGGAGGCUUUGACGCUCAAAUCGGGCUGCUUUUGAUGAACAGUAACUUGGAAUCGAAAGCUGCUGAAGCUAUUCCUUCAGAUCCGAGGGGGAUGUCCAGCUUACCCCCCAGUGUUGAAGUUAGACUGCCGUCGCUGGAUCCUAGCUUGCAGAUGACUGAUGCAGAAUGGUUGCCAGUUACUAAUACGAGAUUCAAAUUUUUUGUUUACUCGGCGUAUUACGACGACCGAGCAGUGGGUAGUCGGAACGGAGGAAGCUCCAGCCUGAGUAUGAUCCAGUCAAAAAAAGGAAAAAUAAUCGGGAAAUCCCCGGGCUUAAUAAGAAUAAUCGGAGCAACGAAAACACGAACCCCAGAGCGAGUCUGGUGCCGGCUUUGGUAUCGCUUCGAACGAAACAACACCAACGUGACGUUAUCAGUGACAGUCGCGGCUAAAAUAAAGGUGAUAAGAGAAAACUGGAACCUGAAAUACAGCGCGUGUUUCGUUAUCUGUCAAUUGCCUAAUCAAGCGCCCUCAUUGUCCGAUUCCAAGGCGUUAUCUCUCCCGGAAUCGGUCAGCGUCGUCGCUAAACUACGUACUGCACCGGCGAAUCGAAUAUUUAUACAAAAUCGUCCGGAAAAUCGGCCCAACACCCGACAAGAUCUUGCUAUUUGUGUUAAGCCUCUUCAUUAUGAUUACAAUCGAGUUUUACAAUUAAUUGAGUUCAUCGAGCUUCAUCGAAUAUUGGGAGUCAAUCAUGUGACUUUGUACAACGACACUGUGGGUGCAGAAGCGGAUUGUGUUUUAAAGGAUUAUCAAAGUCGUGGAUUAGUGACUUUUCUUUCUUGGCAUCAUCUUGACAUGAUAUCACAACGGGAAAUACGUACUGAAGGCCUUUUUGCAGCUCUUAAUGACUGUUUAUAUCGUUCAAUGUAUAAAUAUGAGUAUGUUGCUCUUUUGGAUCUUGAUGAAUUUAUUGUUCCACGGCAUAAUGAUACUAUUUUACAAUUAAUUCGAUGGAUAUCAAGCAGAGUAAAUCCAAAAACAAGUAGCGCAUUUUCAUUCCAAAAUGCAUUUUUCUAUCUUCAAUGGCCUGACGAUCCCUGGGUAACUGUCAGCAAGACGCCAACAGAAGCCGGAUUGAUAACACUCCGUAAAACACGCCGUAAAUCAAAAUUACACCCCCACAAACAGCGUUCCAAGUACAUAUGCAAGCCAAAAGACAUAAUAGAAGCUGGAAAUCAUUUUGUCUGGGAAUUUUUGCCUGGACAUGGAACCCUAAAUGUCCCGGCAGACGCAGCGAUCCUCCACCACUACAGAGUUUGUGAGUUCGGUGGUAAUGAUUGCAUUAAAACGCCGUCGAUUAUCGACAGGACUGCUUACAAGUAUCGCGACAAAUUGGCUGAAGAUGUUGAUAAAAUUUGGACGGAACUUAAUGACAAAUGUGUUCUUCCCGAGCUUGAAGCAGUGCCUGCAUUGUCACCUCUCGUACCAAGUAGUCCAGAUGAUAUUCAAACGAGGUAGCAUUAUUAUUUAUAGAAAUUAUAUUGAUGAUAGUAAUAUUAAUUAUGAUUAAUGAUAAUAAACCAUAUUUGUCAACAUUAUUUUUACGAAUAUACAGAAGCAAGCACGGUAUUUUUUGUUAUUUUUUAAUGAAAUAAAAUAUCAAUAAAAUAAAAUUUAUCAAGCAUAUCUAAUAAAAAAAUUAAAAAAAAGUGGUAUGUAUGCAUGCGCUCGGAUAUUGUAAGAAAUUGUGGCCAAAAAUUGCAGAAUAUUUAUUAAAAAACUCUAAAUAUAUUGAUAAAAAA
Messenger RNA from Cotesia glomerata, 2410 nucleotides. RefSeq lists its product as uncharacterized. The coding region runs from base 321 to 2126 and encodes 601 amino acids. NCBI's taxonomy places the organism in Eukaryota, Metazoa, Arthropoda, Insecta, Hymenoptera, Braconidae. The record is from RefSeq and is a predicted model, not a curated record. The transcript has 6 exons.